ACUCCCUCGUCAACCUCGUCCGUCUCUUUUCCUCACCUUAUCUUCAGGGCCAAUUCAUCCAUCCACCUUCCUCCACGUCUAUCUCAUCUCACCCCGUCCCUGGGCAAACUCCCUUUCUUCUAUUCAACUUGUUCCUUCAUCCUCGGUUCAUGAUCCACAUACAGCCUCCGCCUCCCUUCUACUAAGCAGGUGCUUCAGCCUUCCAUUACCUAGGCACCUCCAAACCUACCUACUUCUACCAACCUACUUACCUACCUGCCGCACUGAGCCUGCUUUGUUGCCGUCCGAUUCAACUAUCAUCAUUACCCAAUCUUCGUCCUGUGGUCUUUCAACACAGCUUCGCGACCCAUACGCCAAACAUCCAUCCACUCCGGCGUCGACACAACUAGCCAACCACCCUGCCGCAUAUCACCAGUUCUGGCCAGCCGGCACACCACUAACACAUCUUGAUUUGUAGAGGAGCUAUCUGAAGCUGAAAUUUGAACUUACCUCACACAGGUCUAACACCACAGCCAGCCAUGUCAUCCUUCGGCCGAUCCUUCACUUCUGCCUCACCCGUGAUGGCUCUCUCACCCCAACCCGUCCAUCAAGCGAGCUAUGGCAUGGAGUCGUACGCGCCCCAAGCCGCGCCUUUUGAUCAAACUGCUUCGUUCCAGCGUUUUGCCGCGCCCUCUGCAAUGCCGGCUGGAAGUCUACGAGUCGCUGGUCGCAAACGCUCACGCGAUGAGGCCGCCCCCAACCUCACAACGGACGACCCUGAGUCGCACUCCGAUCCUAAACAAUCUGAGGACGAAUGGGAAUAUGGUCCGGGCAUGGUUCUCAUCAAGAAAGGAGGCUAUGUUGCGGAUGCCAGCAGCCAGUCCGGCACCUGGGUCGAGGAGAAAGCAGCGCUGGACAACGCCCGCAAAGUCAAGGAGUCCAUCACUCGUCUCCACGAGCAGCAACAACGUCCAUCUCUUCGCAGCAACAAGUCUCAACGCUUGACCCAGUGCGAUACGCGUAGUUCACAAGUGGUCGCCCAGCCACCAACCGUCUCCGCUUCCGAGACACACUCUCUUGACAAUUCGGCACAACCCGUUGUCGACCAAUUUACCUUGCACCUUGGUAUUGGUUGGAGGCGUAUCAGCGAGGACCAACACAUUCAAGCUGCGGCGCGCGGUUGGGCUCGAUACAUUGAGAACCAUUACCCGGUGUCGUCGGCUGUCAUUAGACUCGAAAGCAAGGGGCUUCAAUCAUAUCUCGUCGAGGCCUCAGAGGGCUUUUUUCUCUUUGCAGAGGACCUCCGCCAGGGUCGAUUUGUUAGCAAGGAUGCGGAAGGCGCCAUGAGGAACCUGAAGUGCUCGCCUCCGAUCUUCGACGCUCAGGACACUCUAUUCGCAACAGAGCUGCCGGCAGCAGCCGGCCCAAGCACGCUUGCACCUGAUAACGACAGCCACAUGGAGAUGUAAAGUGCGAAACGCCAAGCAGGCACGGCGACGUCAUCUAUUUGAUUUCUUUCCGUUUGCUGUUCUU
Molecule: messenger RNA, 1512 nt
Organism: Colletotrichum destructivum
Lineage: Eukaryota; Fungi; Ascomycota; Sordariomycetes; Glomerellales; Glomerellaceae
Exons: 1
Coding region: 519-1448 (309 amino acids)
Source: RefSeq, a predicted model, not a curated record